GCUGUUGUGUGUGAAGAAAGUUAUAUAAACCGAUGAAAGCUAACCCAAUUCUUUGAACAAUUCCCCGCCAAAGAUCCACCACUUUCCCCAAACAAACAAUGUUCACUCUCAAAAUCCACACCGUCGACAUCCCCCAACCACCUUACACAACCACCGUCGCCGGAGCAUCAAACCCUAGCUCCUCCUCCACCAAACACACCGAACUAAACGGCGUCGUUCACCUCUUCCGCAACCUCCCCUUCACCUCCUCCUCCUCCUCCGUCAACCCCGUCAUGACGCUCUGGAACGUCGCCACUCGCACUACGAUCGUCUUCAUCGUCGCCGUACCUAACUACCUUUCGGUUGAAGAGUUUGUCGUCUUUUGUGGCCGUCAUGUUGAUGAGUUUACUGAUUUGUGUUUUAUUAGGAAUGAUGCGGUGGAAGAUCGGUAUAGCGUGCUUAUUAAGCUAGCCAAUCAAGCUGCUGCUGAUGGAUUCUGUAUUUCAUAUCAUGGGAAGCGGUUUAGUCCCUCUGAGAAUGAGGUUUGCCAUAUCUACUUUGCUCAAUUAGUGGAGUACACAGAUUCAGCAGAUGCAGCUAGCAUCCCUCAGCCAGGGUAUACAGAACUACCUACUUGUCCCGUUUGUCUUGAGAGAUUGGACCAUGACACAAGUGCAAUACAAAUUACACACUGUGACCAUUCGUUUCAGUGUCCGUGUAUCUCAAAGUGGACCUACUUGUCUUGCCAGGUCUGUCGACUUUGUCAACAGCACGACGGUAAACCAACCUGUGCAGUCUGUGGCACAUCCAACAACCCGUGGGCUUGCCUGAUAUGUGGUUUUGUAGGAUGUGGAAGGUAUGAAAAAGGGCAUGCUAUUGAGCAUUAUCGGCAAGCUCAACAUUGCUAUUCACUUGAACUAGAAACACAACAGAUUUGGGAUUAUGUUGGUGAUAAAUACGUGCAUAGAUUAAAUCAAUCAAAAGUUGGUAGCAAGUCGAUCGUGACAGAUCACCAAUCAAGUGAAGGGGAUUGUGGUGAUAAAGUUGAUGAUGAGUUUGGUGGGGCCCUUUUUAGCAGCAAAGUUGAUACGAUUGUAGAUGAGUACAACUUUCUUCUUGCAACCCAGAUGGAGACCCAACGACAACAUUAUGAAGCACUACUGGCUGAGGCAAAAGGUCGAAAGAAGAUCACUAUAGCUGAAACUAUAGAGAAAACUGAAGCUGAAAGGACACGGGAGAUUCAACAUAAACUGGAGGAACUUUCUAAAGAGACUAAGGCGGUUUCAGAUAUUAAUGAAGAUCUUGCAAAAGAACAAGAAUCUCUAAAGAAAAUGUACAAGGAAAUCCAGGAGAGGGAAAUUUCAUUACUGAAAACGAAAGAUGAGAAAAUACACGAUCUUCAAGAACAGAUUAGAGACUUGCAAAUUUAUAUGGAAGCUCAAAGAACACUGGCUCAGUCCGAUGAAACAAAUGAGCUAAAGGGGGGCACACUUCUUGGUGUUCAAUCAAACCCAUCAAACACCAACAAAACCCCUAAAAGGCGAGCCCGAAAACGUAACUAGAUGUAUUGUGGAGGGGGGUGUAUAAAAGAUAAAAACAUGUAGCCUGUUUUGACGAUUGAUACGACACGAGCGCGCACACGAUAAUAACAAAGAUGAAGGAUAAGGGGAUUGAAUGGUUUGUUGGUUGCUGUUGUUUGUACAUGUGGUAAAUUUCCUUAGGGCUAUCCAUCUUAAAGAACUCCAUGUUGUAAGAGAUCAUUCUGAAUAUAUAGUUAGUUUUAUGUCACAAAAUCAUCUUUCUAUCUUGUUUUAAAA
Molecule: messenger RNA, 1796 nt
Organism: Helianthus annuus (common sunflower)
Lineage: Eukaryota; Viridiplantae; Streptophyta; Magnoliopsida; Asterales; Asteraceae
Product: BRAP2 RING ZnF UBP domain-containing protein 1
Exons: 11
Coding region: 99-1541 (480 amino acids)
Biological process (GO): Ras protein signal transduction; protein ubiquitination
Cellular component (GO): cytoplasm
Molecular function (GO): zinc ion binding; ubiquitin protein ligase activity
Source: RefSeq, a predicted model, not a curated record